AUGGGAAUCAUUGCCAGGUCUGCUCAAGAAUUGUCCAAAACCAAAAACCCUUGUUAUGAAGGGUCCCGGCCACAGGUGCUAAAGAUAUUUAGUACGUUUGGACACAUCUAUGACAACAGCGAGAUGGACGUAGAUCAGAGCAAGAAUUUCUUGGAGAAAAUGCCGUGUCUUGAACAGUUAGUAGUAGACUACAACACAUUUUAUGACAAUGCGGUGUUUGAAUCAUUCAAGAAGCUUGAGAAGAUUCCAAGAAUAGCUUCACCAAAGUGUAAGAUCUAA
Messenger RNA from Thlaspi arvense, 279 nucleotides. The record is from the annotation of a GenBank genome assembly. NCBI's taxonomy places the organism in Eukaryota, Viridiplantae, Streptophyta, Magnoliopsida, Brassicales, Brassicaceae.